This is a messenger RNA of Anas platyrhynchos (mallard), 573 nucleotides long. The record is from RefSeq and is a predicted model, not a curated record. NCBI's taxonomy places the organism in Eukaryota, Metazoa, Chordata, Aves, Anseriformes, Anatidae.
UAAAAGUUGAGGGGGGGGCCCUAAGGUUUGGGGGGGGCCCAUGUUCACCUCGUGCCCCCCACCCCCAGGCCCCUGAUGAUUCCCCUGGGGGCCCUGGUGCCGGCGCGGUUCCUGAUACUGACGGCCCACCUGGUGGCCCUGGGCAUGGCUGCCGGGGCGAGGGACACCCACAGUCCGCGCCUCGCUGCCCAUCGAGUUCUCAGUGGAGGAGUACACGCGCGUGUCGACACCGAGCUGCUGUGCGCCCUGGGGUUGGCUGCGUUGCUGCUGGCCAUCGAGUUUGGGGGUUUCUUUAUGGGGGUGUCCAUGUUCCACCGCGGGCAGGGGCUGUUCUCGGUGGGGGCCCACGCAGCGGCCUCCAUCACCCUGGGCCUGGCCCUGAUGGACGGCUGGGACCUGGGGGGCUUCUGGCUGCUCCUGGGGCUCUGCAGGUGGGUGAAACAAGCCGGAAGGGGGGGCCCUAAGAUUGGGGAUCCCCCCCCAAAAAAAAAUAACCCCCCCUUUUCCCCAUUUUCUCCCCUUUCCAUCCAGUCCCGCCCACCGGUUGUGGGAGUUUCGUUUUAUCGGUACUGA